AACUACUGUCACCAUGUUCCCAGGAUCAGGACAACACUCGUACGGUGGUAGACCACAGCAGUACCAACAAUCCAAUAACUACGGCCCACCACAGGGGGCACCACCCUCGGGCUAUGGCCAACAACAAUAUUCCAGACCCUCAAAUCCUCCUCCCCCACAAUCACAACAAUACGCCAGAGGCCAAUUGUCGGCUCCCAGUACCGCGCCCCAGCAGUUCAACUCGCAAGUAAACGCCCAGUUUCUGUACUCAAACUGUUCGGGCCGUAGAAAAGCUUUGCUCGUGGGGGUCAACUACUUUGGCACCAACAACGAGUUGAAAGGGUGCAUUAAUGAUGUUAAGAACAUGAGUAGCUUUUUAAACAAGCAGUUUGGGUACUCGUGGGACGAUAUGGUGAUUUUGACCGAUGACCAGCGCCAGUACAACAAAAUUCCUACUCGAGAAAACAUCUUAAGAGGCAUGCAAUGGUUGACGCGUGAUGCCAGGCCCAACGACUCGUUGUUUUUCCACUAUUCGGGCCACGGGGGAGUGACUAAGGAUUUGGACGGAGAUGAAGAGGAUGGCACUGACCAGGUGAUUUAUCCGUUGGACUUUGAACAGAAUGGGUUCAUUGUAGACGACAUCAUGCACGAGAUCAUGGUUAGACCUUUGCCAAUGGGAUGUCGGUUAACGGCGUUGUAUGAUUCGUGCCAUUCCGGAACCGCGUUGGACUUGCCAUAUGUCUACUCCACCAAGGGAGUAGUGAAAGAACCCAGUAUUCUCAAGGACGUGGGGGGCGAUGCGUUGUCGGCGGUUCUUUCGUAUGAACGUGGUAACGUGGGAGGCAUGCUCUCUUCCUUGGGGAAGAUGGCAAAAACGGUGAUGAACCAAGGUAGUUUUGAUGAGGACAAGGUAAGACAGAUGAAGGCUUCUCCGGCAGACGUGAUCAGUUUGUCGGGAAGUAAAGACGACCAGACAUCUGCUGAUGCCAGCUUCAACGGGUCUGCCAGUGGUGCCAUGAGUUAUGCCUUCAUCUCCAUUUUGUCGCAGUUCCCUGAACAAUCCUACCUUAGUUUGUUGAACAGAAUGAGAGACUUUUUAAAGGCCAAGUACUCACAAAAGCCUCAGUUAAGUAGUUCUCACCCCAUAGACAUGAACUUGAAGUUUAUCAUGUAAGGGCAGUAAUAUAAAUAAAUAUAUAAGUUUUGUCUGGUGU
Molecule: messenger RNA, 1193 nt
Organism: Yamadazyma tenuis ATCC 10573
Lineage: Eukaryota; Fungi; Ascomycota; Pichiomycetes; Serinales; Debaryomycetaceae
Gene: MCA1
Product: Ca(2+)-dependent cysteine protease
Biological process (GO): proteolysis
Molecular function (GO): cysteine-type endopeptidase activity
Source: RefSeq, a predicted model, not a curated record